Messenger RNA from Antechinus flavipes (yellow-footed antechinus), 1945 nucleotides. RefSeq names its product TNF superfamily member 9 (gene TNFSF9). Gene Ontology annotation, cellular component: plasma membrane. The transcript has 3 exons. Gene Ontology annotation, molecular function: tumor necrosis factor receptor binding. NCBI's taxonomy places the organism in Eukaryota, Metazoa, Chordata, Mammalia, Dasyuromorphia, Dasyuridae. The record is from RefSeq and is a predicted model, not a curated record. Gene Ontology annotation, biological process: immune response; positive regulation of activated T cell proliferation; positive regulation of cytotoxic T cell differentiation. Bases 369 to 1268 code for a protein of 299 amino acids.
UCACAUUUGAACUCAGGUCAUCCUGACUUCAGGGUUGGAGCUCUAUCCACUGCGGUACCUAAUUAACUACCUCGAUGCCAACUCAAUUUAAAAGUGUGUUGUUUGUACCUCUCUCUUCCCUUCAAGAUCCAAAUAUUGAAUUCUUGCCAGUACAUCCCCGGGUGGGAGAGUUGAAAGGGAGACAGAGAGAGGCAGAGAGACUGGAUGACAGAGAUGGGGAGAGACAGAGAUAGAAGAGAAGACCGACACAGAAGUGAGAAUUUUACGAAGGGCAGACGCAGAUCGAGACCAAAUCGAUUCUAUGAUUCUUUUUAGACAGGACACAGAGAGCGACAACUUAAACUACACUUAGACUAUACUUGAAUCUGAUGCUUUGCCUUAGUCUUAACACGGUUGUUUUCUUUUGCUCCGCUCCGAGCAAGAAUUUCCCCAUCUCCGCCCAGAGCUGGAUACAUCAACUCGGGGAUCCACCCCCUCCUUGGCAGUGCGUGAAUGAAGGGAGGGGAGUCGGCUCCCCGCCCCGGAAGGCUGCACUUCCUGGUCCCGAGGAUAAAACUGGCCCUCCCUGGCCAGUGGGGACUCGUCCCUUCCUCGCCAUGGGCCCUUCGGACCCAGAGAACCCAGAUCGCACCUCGAACGCUCCGACCCGCACCUGCCGCGUCCUGGACUGGUUUUUUGUGACUGCCCUGAUACUGCUAAGCGGAGCCCUGGUCUUUUUCACUACUCGAAAGAUAAAUCCUGACCAUCCUCACGCUUCCGAAGGGCUCUCUGCUCCCCAAUUCCCUGCUCAGAGCCCCUAUGCCCAGCUGGUGAUGAAAGAUGCCUUGGUGCAGAACCAGACACUGAGUUGGCACAGUGAUCCUCAUCUUUCUGGUGUGUCUCUGGACCCACGAAUGAAUUACGAUGCUGAUAAAGGAGAGCUGGAGGUCAAAGUCGCUGGGCUUUAUUUCAUCUACACUCACCUGAAACUUCAGCAGGUGGUGGUUCCUGCAUACAGCCAAGGUACAGUCGAAGUCUCUGUGACUGUGGUGCAGGACUUUGGACAACGAGCUGUCUUGAAUCUCUCCCUGGAUGUGGGACCUUCCAGCACUUCCACCAUCACCACCUCGGAGUCCUCCCUCAUCUUCCUGCAUCCUGGGGAGCGGCUCAGGCUCAGCAUGAGCGCCACAGCAGGGGACUUCCUGGACUGGCAGCUGGUGUCAGGGGCCAAUACCUUUGGCCUUUUCUGGGUGGGUGGGGGACAGCCCUUAACCAAACCUGGACAUUAACUGAGAUGAAUUAGCUGACACUGUGGUGUCUUCUUUAGAAGAUGGAGGAAGGGCAGAAAUGCUCUUGUUUUAUUUAACUUGGGGACCCCCUUACUUUAGGGUUGAACCUUGGGGAAUUCCCAGUGUAACAGCCGGCAAUUCUCUGCAAGUCCAAACUUGAAAAAGGCAAUAGAAGGGCUAUGGGAGGAGCCAUGCUGACUCUAGUCCUCACAGAGGCAGAGUAGUCCUGUUUUUGAAUCAUUUCUAGCAUUUAUUUGCUAUGUGACACCGGAUUUCUCUCAUCCUCACUUGCCUCAUCUGUAAAAUGGAUAUAAUCUUUGCACUGCCUAAUUCAUAAUAUUGUUGGGAGAAAAAUUUUAGAAAUUAAUCAUUAUUUAUUUAUUUAUAUAAUUAUUCCUAGACCAAGGGACCGGGGCCAAAAGGCUGCCUCUUCCCUCUGGCUUUUAGGAGUGCUAAACUACCUCAUGGGGACCUUCACGUGAAGUACUUGGAGAUCCCAUAUUCUCAGUCUCAGGAAGAGACUUGGGCAAGAGUUUACUGGUCCAGGGAACUCCAGGCCAAUUGCUCUGGAAUAUCUCUGUGUAUUUAUUCUGGGCUAGUGCACUUUAAAUUACUUUAUUUAUCCCCCUCAUGCCCUGGGGAAUGUUUCUAAAAUAAAUAAAAGCAUUCUGAAGACC